AUGUCUUCUGCUUCCAGACAAGCCCUCGUCGACAAGUACCCGUCGAUCCUCAAGUUCGACAACGACACCUACGAGGAGUCCCACGAUGGCCGUGAGCUUGCCCUCCUUGACCACAUCUACAACCAUCCGUCGUUGAACGAGCUUCGUGGCAACCCCGCCGCCAUCAUGCGCAUGAUGGAUGACUUCGCCGCUCAAAAAGACUUCCUGAUUAACAUUGGAAGUGACAAGGGCGAGAAGGUUCGUCAGCUCAUUUUGAAAGAACGGCCUGCUGUCCUCGUCGAGCUGGGUGGGUAUGUCGGCUACUCUGCCAUCGCCUUCGGAGAUGCCAUGCGAAAGGCCGCUGGAAACGAACAGAGUGUUCGUCUCUUGAGUCUCGAGUUUGACCCCCUCAUCGCGUCGAUUGCUAUGAAUUUGGUCGACUUGGCGGGAUUGGCCGAUGUCGUCAAGGUCGUUGUGGGGCCUGCGGCUGAUUCGCUGAAAAGAUUGAAAGAUGAAGGCAAGUUGGCUGCAAACAGCAUUGAUUUUUUGUUCCUGGACCAUGUCGAGGAUCUCUACCAGCAGGAUCUGCAGCUCUGUGAGCAGCUGGGCCUUCUCAAGUCGGGGGCCUUGGUGGUGGCCGAUAAUGUGGUCCGUCCCGGCGCGCCUCAGUACCGCGAGUAUGUCCGCCAGCAUUCCGGCAUGGAAAGCUGGGGCAUCCCGGGCCUUAUUAUGCCUGGUGAAUUUGAUGACGAACUGGAGGUUACGAGGAUCAAAUAG
Messenger RNA from Penicillium riverlandense, 756 nucleotides. Its product is annotated as O-methyltransferase. The coding region runs from base 1 to 756 and encodes 251 amino acids. Lineage: Eukaryota; Fungi; Ascomycota; Eurotiomycetes; Eurotiales; Aspergillaceae. Gene Ontology annotation, molecular function: O-methyltransferase activity. The transcript is spliced from 2 exons. The record is from RefSeq and is a predicted model, not a curated record.